UCCUACAGUUGGAAAGAGGCAAUGCUACAAAACAAAGCUACCAAACGAUGCAAGAACAGUUCGCUUAGUUUCAUAUUGUUGGUUAUCCUGGCCAUGUUUGCAUCUAAUGGGGUUUAUGCUCCACAGCCAGGACCCUGUCGACAGCUGAAGCACACAGUAGAAUACAGCUCCUACAAGGGCACUAUGGUGCAUCGUUCCAUGUACCUGGAUGUGUUUGCUGAGCAGGAUGCCAAUAAACCCCCUACCCCAGUCAAUUUCUGCUUAGCUGUAGCCUGGCCGCCCAAGAAUGUGAAGCUUCCGUAUAUUAUAUUGGGCACGGACCACAAGCAGUACGUGGUCAUCUACAUAUGCAACUAUUCGAAAGCUACGAAGUCCCAUGUGGAGCUGAUCAACACGUACACGGCGGAGAAGAAGCCGAGCAAGGAGGCUCUAGCUGGCAUCUCCGAGGCUCUCACCAAGAACGGCGUGAACGAGACCCUCCAACUGAUGUUGUGUGACUACUGAGCAUUUAUGGAAUCAGGAGGAGUCCUGGCCGUGUCCAUGGCUAUAUCUAGGCAAAACUAAUUCAAUUUUGUUGAGCUCUUCACUAGCAAUGGCAAAGUAAAAGUCAAAAAUAUGCGCACGACGAA
Drosophila obscura is the source of this 629-nucleotide messenger RNA. RefSeq lists its product as uncharacterized. The transcript is spliced from 3 exons. The record is from RefSeq and is a predicted model, not a curated record. NCBI's taxonomy places the organism in Eukaryota, Metazoa, Arthropoda, Insecta, Diptera, Drosophilidae. The coding region runs from base 22 to 504 and encodes 160 amino acids.